AUGAGUAUGCUCCAAGUUUCUGAAGCAAUCCUCUAUCGGUGCUUCCCUGUCACCCUCAUAGGAAGCGCUAAACUUUGGUGGAACGCUUUGGGUAAAAGAUCUAUCAGUAGUUUUCGACAACUUAGUCGAAAAUCUAUCCACCACUUCCUAGCUGAUACCAAGCAGAAGCUCCACCCUCAUGUGCUUAUCCAAAUGAGUCAGAGACCAGAAGAAAACCUCCGGGCCUAUUUUAAGAGAUUUCAAGCUAAGAGGUUGGAAGUCAACGACCCGAGAAGUGCAGUCGCCGUGGCAGCACUCAUCGCCUGCUUGUAG
This is a messenger RNA of Asparagus officinalis (garden asparagus), 312 nucleotides long. RefSeq lists its product as uncharacterized. The record is from RefSeq and is a predicted model, not a curated record. Bases 1 to 312 code for a protein of 103 amino acids. Lineage: Eukaryota; Viridiplantae; Streptophyta; Magnoliopsida; Asparagales; Asparagaceae. The transcript has a single exon.